This is a messenger RNA of Cynara cardunculus var. scolymus (artichoke), 795 nucleotides long. RefSeq names its product coiled-coil domain-containing protein 1-like. The coding region runs from base 1 to 795 and encodes 264 amino acids. NCBI's taxonomy places the organism in Eukaryota, Viridiplantae, Streptophyta, Magnoliopsida, Asterales, Asteraceae. The record is from RefSeq and is a predicted model, not a curated record. The transcript has a single exon.
AUGGAGGAAGUGCACAAAAAAGACCUGACUGACGACCUCUCUUCUAUCAAAGCUGAGGUCUGUGAAGUCAAGGAGAUGUUGAACACGGUGAAUACUGAAGUUCGAGAUAACUCUGAUGUUUUAGCUGCUCUCUCCAACAAAGCCGAAGAAGUGCUUCAACAAAUCUUCCAGCUCCUCCAGCAGCCAGCGCCAGUACCUAAAAAAGCUUUUAGAGAGGUUGACCGUCAGCAACUAGAUCGAGUUGCUACUUUCAACAUCCUCCAAGAUGAAGAUCUCUCCACCAUCGAUCACAGAAUUGAAGACCUAUCAUCUAGUCUUAAUGACCUAUCCUCUCAUCUUGAUAAUGACAAAGAGGGGGAGAAAUAUAAAGAGGUAGAGAAUAUUACUCCUGUGGAAACUACUAUUGAUGUUGCCGCUGAAGAUAUCCCUCAUGCAGAUGCUUUGAUCCCCGCCUCUGAGGAUGCCAUCAUCACUUACGCUAACGCUAAAGACGAUGAUGAUGUUGUGAUAGCUCCUGGUAUUCAUGAAGACCAUCCCUCUACUUCUGCAUUGCAAAAUACUAGUAAUGAAGAUGAAGAUGAAGACGAUGAUGAAAAAGAUGAGGACAAUGAACCUCAUCUCCUUGAUGUUGGAAAAGAUCUUGGUGACAACGACGAUGAUGAAGACGACGAUGACAAUUUCAGCAUCCAAUUCCAUCCAAGACAACCAGCACUGAAGGAAUCUUCAUCAGGGAAGCUUCAACUUCCAAGGGGAGAGACCCUCAGCUUCAGAGCACCAGCACUCCUCCAAAGAUAA